Homarus americanus (American lobster) is the source of this 3837-nucleotide messenger RNA. RefSeq names its product myosin-11-like. Bases 363 to 3134 code for a protein of 923 amino acids. The transcript is spliced from 11 exons. Lineage: Eukaryota; Metazoa; Arthropoda; Malacostraca; Decapoda; Nephropidae. The record is from RefSeq and is a predicted model, not a curated record.
CACCUGGCCAGGGUGGCGAAGCCCAGUCGCUCUCACUCCGCCAUGUGCGCUCAAUCCACGCUCACUCCUCCCUCCUCUCACUCUCGUACUCAUUCAUAAUUCACCCACCACCAAGAUAUCGAUUCCGAAUUCUUAUUAUCUAGUCGGAACUAGUAAGUUGUCGACGAUGCGGUGACGAAUGAAGAGGGACAUGUUAGUGUGACGGUGGUGACGUGAAUGAUGUUUGAAAAAUUGGUACCUGUUGUGGAGUACAGAUGGGUAGAGUGAUGGCGCCUAGAGUACAACAGUAGCUAGAGUGACAGUACUUACAUCUUGCCAGAGGGAGAGCUUGACAACUCCUACAGCCAACUUCCGAGAGUCAUAUGCCUGAAGGUGUGGUGGAGUCCAGGAUGCAGGUGGCGGACAGUGUGAGGUACAGGGAGGCUGUGACCAGGCUCAAGAGGCUACUGUACGAACCCCCAGGCUCGGAGUCGCCCUCUACACCACCCCACAAAGACUCUCACUACCACACAACCACCAAUUCCGUCCACCACACCGCCACUACCAACUCCCUCCACCACCACACAUACCACGCCUCAGUCAGUUCAGAUGUGGGUGGAGUCCGUGGUGUGGGCGUGGGCGGGGUGGAGGGGCCGUCACGCUGGCUGUUGGAACUACUGAGGCACCAGGAAGAACUUAUAGCCCAGCUGGAGAAGGAGAAUGAUUUCCUGAAGAGGGAGGUGUUGUCGGUGGGUGAGGGGGUGAAGGCGAUGGGUCAGGAAAAUCAAGAACUCAAUCGUCGCCUGGCUGAUGCCCUCUCUCAAGCCAUCGCUAUGGGGGAGCAUCUGGACACCACCAUCACCUCCAGCAGUAGUAGCGAGAGAGAGAGCGGGGACAAAGACACUGUUAACUCCAGGAUAGCUACUCUUACUCGGGAGAAGGCGGCGCUAGCAGACCAGGUGAGCCGCCUCGAUGCCUCCCUGACAGCCAUGACCAAGAGAGAGCAGGAGGCGUUGACAAAACUUAGACAAGCUCUCACACUCGCCGAGGACACACACUCACACACAGCCCAGGUUCGUGCCAGUAGCGAAUCGGCCAUAGAAGAGCUGACUGUCCUGCUGACGGCGACGAAGCAGGAGGGACAAGAGCUCCGGAGACUACUGGACGAAGCGGACAUGAAGCAGAAGCGGCAGCAGGAGCAGAAGGACGAGCAGGUAACCCAUCAACAGCAGAGGAUCAAGACCUUACAGGAUGCACGCGAUGCACAGGAGGAACUAUUGGCGAGGCUACGGCAGGAGGUGAGGGACGGGGAGAGGCGGGUGGCUGAUCUAGAGGACGACCUGAAGGCGGCUAGGGCGGCCAGGACCCGUCUGGAGGCUCAGCUGGAGGAACAGAGACAGCACUCCAGGGACGCCCACGCCAGGCUCGACCAGAUCAUCAUCACGAGGAGCGGGGAGGCGGCAGCCGGGACAGCCAGAGCGAGGGAACUGGAGGAGAGAUUGACAGUUGCCAGGGAGGACACGUCAAGGCUCCUGCAAGCUGUCACCACCCUUGCCCAGGGCGGCCGGAAUGUAGAAGCAGACACCACUGACGAUGUUAAGAGCGAGCGUCUGGCAGCGGGACAGCAGCUGGGGGCGGCCCUGACAGCCCUCCAGUCCCGUCAUGAGGAGGAGGUGACGUCACUGCAGGAGGCGGCGAGACAACAGAGCCAAGCCAUGGAGGCCCUGAGGGAGGAGGUCACCAUGAUGAGGCAGCAGUUGGCUCUUGACAGCGAGAACUACAGGACACGGCUGGAGGAGGUGGGUCGAGGUCUGGCUGCCCUUGCCUCUACUACUACUGCUGCUACCUCGCCAUCGCUACCCACCCAACAUGAUGACAACACAAGGGCUCCUGAGGGCGUAUCAGAGGGUGAUAGUCGACUGCCCUCCACACCUGCAGUUCCAAACACCACUACCACGUUGCCUUCUACCGAUCCUACUGCUGCUGCUGCCACUACACCAGGCGUCCCCGACACCAGCAUACCAAACACACAGGAGAUAUCAGACUCACGAGAACUGACGGGAGACAACAGUGACAACACGAAGGUCGAGGAUGACGUUGUGCCCGAGGAUGACGUUGUGCCCAAGGAUGACGUUGUGCCUGAGGAUGACGUUGUGCCCAAGGAUGACGUUGUGCCUGAGGAUGACGUUGUGCCUGAGGAUGACGUUGUGCCCGAGGAUGACGUUGUGCCCAAGGAUGACGUUGUGCCCAAGGAUGACGUUGUGCCCGAGGAUGACGUUGUGCCCAAGGAUGACGUUGUGCCCGAGGAUGACGUUGUACCCGAGGAUGACAUAAAAGAAAAAACGGAAGAGACAGAAGAAAAAGAUAUCGAUAUAACAGAGAAGAAUGAAGAGGUGGAAGAGAAGAAUGAAGAGGUGGAAGACAAGACUGAAGACAAAGAUAUUGAUUCAGAAAAAGGAGAGAUGGAAGAGAGGAAGACUAAAGAAACGAAAGACAAGACGGGAGAGACAGAAGAAAAAGAUACAGAUACUACAGAGACCGAAGAAGGGAAAGACAAGACUGAAGAGAAAGAUGAGUCGAGAGGAAACAAUGAGAAAGACGACGAAGGAGGAACUAGACCGGAAGACGAUAACGCGAGACAGGGUGAGACAACUGCAGGAGACAACAAGGACUCAACACUCAAAGUAGAUAAUAAUGGAGAAAAGGAAGAUUCGAGAAGUAAGGGAGAGAAAGAAGGCAAAGCAGGAGAUAAAGAAGGUAUAAGUGAAGAUUCCAGCGAAGUAAGGAAGGGUGAUGACGCAAAACCUGGCUACGGUGGAGCAGAAGAGGGUAAGACGGAGUGCGGUAAAUGUGUGACCUUGAUGAUGAUCUUAGAGGUUGUGGGAGGCGUCGUCGAUGGUCUACAAGUGGACAUGAACAAACAGGAGACUCGCCUGGGACGGUUAAUCCAGCGGUACAGCUCACAGUGUGAAAACUGCCUCAAGUACCAGUUUAUGCUGUGGGCCGCCGACAACAGACUAAAUAGUGUUGACAAGUAUACUCACUUGCUGGGGGACAGGAUUGAUGCACUAUCUCGCAGGUGGGCUGUUACAAGCCUCUAUAAUAUACAACACACCAGUUAUAGGCUAGACUGCCUGACUGUACUGCAUAGCUAGUUGCAUGCGGGUGUCAGCUGGGGCCGGAUUCUCCAAGGUUUGAGGGGUUACUGGAUGAGUGAGCACACAACUUUGAUAGAAUCUUGAAUUAGAAACUUCAUUUUCCACUUAUUGGAUACAGUACACGAAAGCGCGUUUAGUUGUGACACUUUUUGCUUCUUAAAUUCUUACAUUUACCCUCAGCUGUAUAGGCAAGACAACAUACUGUGUAACGUUAGCGUCUCUAGACCAAUUUCGAAACCAUUAUGGCCGCCAGCUUUGUAUCAGUGUGUUAGUGAGCCAGACAGAUGCAUCUGUGUCACCAGUUGUGGUAAACUUUAACGCACGAACCUUUGAGUAUUCGGGGCCCAAGUGUUCCAAAAUUGUUGUUAACUUGGAUGGUAGUGAGUUAAGUGACCAGUGCUUCCACGUUUGUUUUUAAAGUGAGUCGAUAACUAGUUUUUCUUUAGUAUGUUAGUGCCAGCAUGGAGGUCAGUUAGGCAUCAUGUUCCUGACUAUAUACUGUAUACCUUUUGUGAUAAAUUACUGAUAGUGAUCAAUUCAGUAAAAUGUGUGUUUGUAUAUAAUGAAUAUCUCGUGUUUCACUACAGAGUUCUGAGCUGCUAGAGUUGGUGAGAGCUGCGACCCUUGAGAGAGACACACUACGGCAGGAAGUGACUUACCUACGGCGGGUUGCUGCGGCUGCCAUCACCUCUGGAGACAU